Molecule: messenger RNA, 596 nt
Organism: Panthera uncia (snow leopard)
Lineage: Eukaryota; Metazoa; Chordata; Mammalia; Carnivora; Felidae
Product: testis-specific serine/threonine-protein kinase 5-like
Exons: 4
Coding region: 171-554 (127 amino acids)
Source: RefSeq, a predicted model, not a curated record
GGGAGGGCAGGGGAGGGGGCACGCCCUGAGGAGCCUGUGCCCCCAGGGGCAUCAUCCAUUAUGCCAUGGUGACCAGGAAGCUGCCCUUCAAGGAGCGCCAGACCCACCGCAUGCUGCACCUGAUGCACCAUGGCCCCACCUUCGGGCCGGGCGUGUCCCCAGGCUGGUAAAUGGACCACAGCAACCAGGGGACAGGGAAGCUGGGCUGGAGGACGCCCCGAUUCAGACUCCUUGCCUGGAAAGGCAGCGGCCCCACCGAGCUCUGCACCAGCCCAGGGCACGCUGCCUUCCCUCUCUGUGCCCUGAUCUCACGAAGAGUGCCGGGACCUGAUCCGAUCCGGGGCCUGCUGCAGCUUCGCCCGUGCGCGCGCCUGGGCCUGCAGCAGGUGGCCGCGCACUGCUGGAUGCUGCCCGCCCCGCACGCGCUCUCUGGCACCACGCUCAGGAUGCCGCCAGAGAAGCCAGCUAAGCUUGAGCACUCGGAGCCUGGCAGAGACUCGGAGCCUCCGAGGCGGCGCCCCGGCACUGCUUCUGGGCCUCCGCCUGGGCCGUAGAGGCCGACCCAAGAAGAGGUGCAGGCUCUGCCCAGCUGGGGC